Messenger RNA from Acytostelium subglobosum LB1, 354 nucleotides. RefSeq lists its product as hypothetical. The transcript is spliced from 3 exons. The annotation marks the transcript as partial. The record is from RefSeq and is a predicted model, not a curated record. NCBI's taxonomy places the organism in Eukaryota, Evosea, Eumycetozoa, Acytosteliales, Acytosteliaceae.
AUGAAUCCUGCUGCCUCAAUCUGGUGGACUAUUGGUGGUGUAUCAGGUGCAUUAGCUAUUUGUACUGGUGCAUUCGGUGGUCAUGGCCUUAAAGACCAUGUCAAGGACCCAAAGAAGUUGGACACUUGGAAGACUGCUGCUAACUAUCAUCUCAUUCACUCUGUGGCAUUGAUGUUGGUACCAUUCUCCAAGCAUCAUGCUAUUGCUGGUCCAUUGUUAUUGGGUGGCACUGUCCUGUUCUCUGGCUCACUCUAUGUGUUGACAUUAUCAGAUAAGAAGGUCUUGGGUGCUGUCACACCACUUGGCGGACUGGCAAUGAUUGGAGGCUGGCUGGCACUGGCCAUACCAAGCAUU